Messenger RNA from Chrysochloris asiatica (Cape golden mole), 771 nucleotides. It is a transcript of the gene PDYN, whose product is annotated as prodynorphin. Gene Ontology annotation, biological process: sensory perception; chemical synaptic transmission; neuropeptide signaling pathway. The transcript has 2 exons. Gene Ontology annotation, molecular function: opioid receptor binding. The coding region runs from base 1 to 771 and encodes 256 amino acids. NCBI's taxonomy places the organism in Eukaryota, Metazoa, Chordata, Mammalia, Afrosoricida, Chrysochloridae. Gene Ontology annotation, cellular component: neuronal cell body; axon terminus; plasma membrane. The record is from RefSeq and is a predicted model, not a curated record.
AUGACCUGGCAGGGGCUACUGCUGGCUGCUUGCCUCCUCAUGCUCCCGUCUGUGGAUGCGGAUUGCCUGUCCACAUGUUCCUUGUGUGCAGUGAAGACUCAGGAUGGGCCCUGGCCCAUCAACCCCCUGGUUUGCUCCCUGGAAUGUCAGACCUCCCUGCUGCUCUCUGGGGAGUGGGAGAGAUGCCAGGGCUUCCUGUCUGUUUUCACCUCCCUCACGCUGGGGCUCAAUGACAAGGAAGACCUGGAGAACAAGGACAUUUUGGAAAAUCCCUACAGUGAGCUAGCCAAGCACUCUGGGCCCUUCCUGAAGAAGCUGUUGAAAAACAAAGCCCUCCCUAGCAUCCCAGCAAGGGAGAAUUCUCUGAGCCAGAGCCUGGAUGAGAAACUCAGGGGUAUUGCAGGCAGGUUUGGGGAAGAAUCAGAGUCUGAGAGCAUUGGGGGUGCACAGCCAGAAGAUGGUAUGAUGGAGGUGGAGGCACUUGAAUCUGAUGAGGAAGACCCCAAGGAGGAGGUCAAACGCUAUGGGGGCUUCUUGCGCAAAUACCCCAAGAGAAGCUCAGAGGUGGCUGGGGAGGGAGACAGGGAUGGGAAUCCGACAGCCCACGAAGACCUGUACAAACGUUAUGGAGGCUUUUUGCGACGCAUCCGUCCUAAGCUCAAGUGGGCCAACCAGAAGCGCUAUGGUGGCUUUCUCCGGCGUCAGUUCAAGGUGGUGACUCGGUCCCAGGAAGACCCCAAUGCCUACUCUGGAGAGCCUUUUGGUGUGUAA